GUAGAAGAGGCGUGUCCUAAUCUGUCAAACUAACCGAAGAACAACAAACACAAACCGAAGGUUGAGAGGCUCCGGUGGUCGGCGAGAGGUCUCAUCACUAACCUCGUUACUGGGACACAAUAUAGCUGUAAUGUUCCGAAGAAAGGUCCGUAAAACGGGCUGAACACCUGCACCAACAGCCGUUACCGGACUGGAUGUAAGAUAAACCAAACAGGAAUGGGGACGUUGGGUUGUUGAAAACACCCUUUCCUCCCAUCUCUGCUGCGUCUGAGCUGUGCAGCCAUGGAUUCCUCUGAUGAAGAGGAGGAGCGCACCUUCGUCCGGGUCCUCAGUGAGAAGUACAACCCGGAGAAUUUCCCCUACGGCCAAGGUGUGGUGGUUCUGCCCAGCCCUCCAGGAUCUCCUGUUAAAGACCGACUGUUCCUACCCAGCGUUCUGGUUCUGAAUGACUGCGGGAUCAGCAAAGCUGGCGACAGGUCCGACAUCGAAGCGUUCUGUGCUCAUGUCCUGGAGCUGGACCUGGCCUAUAAUCAGCUCAAUGACUGGGAAGAGAUCAGCACCAUCGUCUCCAGCAUCCCUCACCUGGACUUCCUCAACCUGAGYAUGAACCCGCUGAGUGGCGUGCAGCUGCAACCCAGCGUGGCCGACGUCUUCUCCAGGGUACGACGACUCGUCCUCAUCAACACGCAAGUCAGCUGGGACACGGUGCACACUCUCACGCAGCACACGCCAGAGCUGAAGGAGCUCUUCCUCUGCCUGAACGGCUACGACUCCGUGUCCGAGUCCCAGGCUUCCUGUCCGUCGUUGAGCCUGCUGCAGAUCACCGGCAACCAGCUGCAGGACUGGGCCGAGGUCAGGAAGUUUGGCCGGCUGUACCCCAGUCUGAGCACCCUGGUGCUGGCCAACAACAGCGUCAGCUCUGUGGGCGACACCAAGGAAACACUGGAGGGUCUCUUCCCUAACCUGCGCAGCAUCAACCUCAACAACUCAGGUCUCAGCCAGUGGGAGGACAUCGAAAGGCUGAACUUCUUCCCUAAACUGGAGGACGUCAAAGCUCAGGGGAUUCCUUUGCUGCAGUCGUAYAGCACCCAGGAGAGACGCAGCCUCCUUUUAGCACAGCUGCCAUCUGUGAUGGUUUUAAAUGGGAGUGCCAUUUCUGACGGAGAGAGGGAGGACGCAGAGCGGUUCUUCAUCCGAUACUACCAGGACUGUCCUGAGCAGGAGCUUCCUCAGAGGUAUAACGCCCUCGUGUCCAAAUACGGCCACCUGGCCCCGCUGGCCGAGGUGGACCUGAGACCGCGCGGCACCCUGGUGGAGGUCCGCUGGGGGGACCGGGUAGAGCCGGUCACCCUCCGCCUGGAGCAGACGGUGGGCGACCUGAAGAAGCAGCUGAAGACUCUGCUGCAGCUGCCCUCCAACGGCAUCCGUCUCUUCCACAUCGACAAAGAGAUGAGCUCCGUGUUYGGACCCGAGGAGCUGAAGUGCGGCUUCCGGGCGCUUCACUCCUACAGCAUCCAAGACGGCGACGAGAUCCUGGUGGUGCUCAAAGAGAAAAACCGCUGCAGCUCCUCGGACUUUUGAGGAAGGACGCUCUCGUGCUUCGGAUGAGAAAUUAAAAACGAACAGAGACAAAGCUUUUAUUUGAUAAGAAAGACUUCUCCCAGAGUUGAAUGUAAGGAAGUUUAGAAAAAUAAGGCAACAUUAAAUUUGCACAUUGAAGCGUUUGACCCAAGAUAGCUUCAAAGGAAUUUAGUAAAGUUUAAAAUUUAGCUGCUUUGUUUUUCUGGUGUAAGGUGGGUCUACACUUAAGACCUUUACUUUAACUAAACGUGAAAUUUGGGCCAUAAAAUAGUCAAAUGUAGGUGCCAAAGAYGAGACAAACUAUGCAAAACGUAUCCAGGGUUUCCCUCAAAAACCCAGGAGUGCUAGAGCUGCUAAAAAAUGUUUAAAGUUGAUAAGAAAUUUGAAAGUAUAACUAGAUAAUUAUGUGUAAUUGAAAGACAUUGCUGACAAAACCUAAACACACAAUUAUAGGCUUUAAAAAAGACAAACGUACAAUUCAAAUGUAAUUAUAUUUGCUUAAAUCUUAAUGAAGUAAUUAGUCAGUGAAUCUUAAAAAAACGUUCGUAUUUAAAAGUUGAAUAAAUGUAGAAAAUUUUUACCUGAAAUAGACAAUAGCUGCGUUUCUAUUGACCAUAUAACUGCACCGUUUGACAUCUGGAAAAUACAUUUGUUUCAUGGAAACGUGCUAGUUAUCGUUUUUCCAUGGAAAAGCUUUGCCGUUAAGAUGAGGUAGGUUUUUUAGCUGUAUCAAAAUUAGUUUAUCUCACAAAACUGCAAUGGAAUUUUUUUUUUACAUUAUUUAAUGGAAACACCACAAUUGAGAAAUAGUUUUUUAUCUGACAUUAGUGUAAUAUUGACAAAGUUUGUGCACAUUUGUAAUGGAAAUGUAGUUAAUUAUGUAGUAAUUCAUGCAGAAGAAGCCCAAACCAACGAUGGAGUAUGCAUAAUCAUUCGUCAGCAGACUUUUUGUAGUGAUAAAAUAUUUGAUCAAUAUUUACAUUUUCUAAUAACUUGAGCAUAAAUUUCUCCUUUCUCCUUUUAGAAUGACAGCUUAUCUGCAAAUUUAAUUAAAUAUCUGUUUACCUGUUCAAAGAGAGGGAGUCCAGCGGAGGAGAAUACCGUAAAAAAAAAAAAAAA
This is a messenger RNA of Poecilia reticulata (guppy), 2700 nucleotides long. Its product is annotated as tubulin-specific chaperone cofactor E-like protein. Gene Ontology annotation, molecular function: protein binding; U2 snRNA binding. The record is from RefSeq and is a predicted model, not a curated record. NCBI's taxonomy places the organism in Eukaryota, Metazoa, Chordata, Actinopteri, Cyprinodontiformes, Poeciliidae. Gene Ontology annotation, biological process: mRNA splicing, via spliceosome.